CCAGGCCCUAUGAAUUCCUUCUUCAGUGUGACUGACUGACGAUGGGACAGACCCAAUCUGGAUGCUCUCUGCUGGCCUUAAUAACUGACCAUUUCAAAGAAGUUAGAGCUCGAGCUCAUAAUCUGAGUGCAGAAAUUUAAAAAUCUCGGAUGGUUAUCUUUUGCAGUGCUGAAUGGCCCAGCUUUAACGUAGGCUGGCCUCCUGAAGGGACUUUCGACUUAAGGACUGUCCAGAGAGUCCGAGAAAUCAUCCUUAGACCUUGAAGCGGACAUCCAGACCAGGUCCCAUAUAUCCUGGUUUGGGAAGAUUUAAUAGUCAGCCCAACCCCUUGGAUCCAACCCUUUUUACCUCCACAGGCAGCAGCAGCCACGGAGAUCCUAGUGGCUGAAGAAAAGAAAAAGCCUCCGGCUGCCCCCUCUGCCCCUGUUUUACAGGAAGAGUCGACUCUUGAUCUCCUUAUCACACCUCCACCAUAUUCUCUCCCUCCUCCUAUUCAGCUCGAACCCCCACUCCCCCAACCUUCCCCAGAAGCAGCUGGGGGAGGACCUGCAAUGAACACCCGAAAUCGUAGGGCCGCCUCCCCCAGGGGGCCUGCCAACUCUACUUCAGCAGCUAUUCUUCCUCUCAGGGCUCUGGGUCCCCCUGAUGCUGAUGGAAAUCAGCCCCUUCAAUAUUGGCCCUUUUCUACUAGUGAUUUAUACAAUUGGAGGACCCAGAAUGCCCCAUUUUCAGAGAGACCUAAAGAGCUUAUUAAUUUGUUAGAAACUGUUCUGUUUACUCAUCAACCUACGCGGGACGAUUGUCAGCAGCUACUCCAGAUAUUAUUCACCACAGAAGAAAGAGAAAGGAUCCAGCUAGAGGCGCAGAAACUGGUGCCAGGAGAUAAUGGGCAACCCACGGCUAACCCUGCGACGAUUAACUCUUCCUUCCCUUUGUCUAGGCCACAGUGGGACUAUAACAUGGCGGAAGGUAAGGAGCGGCUCCGGGUCUACCGCCAGGCUCUGUUGGGGGGUCUCAAAGCGGCCGCUCGCAGGCCCACUAAUUUGGCUAAGGUAGGUAAUGUACAGCAAGGGAGAGAAGAGAGUCCUGCGGCGUUCCUGGAGAGGCUGAUUGACGCAUUCUGUCAGUACACUCCCAUGGACCCUGAGGCGGAGGAUACUAGGUCAGCCUUAAUGAUGCAUUUUAUUAAUCAGUCAGCCCCAGAUAUAAGGAAGAAGUUACAGAAGAUAGAUAGAUUAGGUGAAAGAUCUAUUCAAGAUCUGAUGGCAGUAGCAGAGAAAGUUUAUAAUAACCGAGAGACACCUGAAGAGAAGCAGACUAGAGCCGCCGACCGGCAGACCCGAAAUAUGGCUCGCAUUCUCCUGGCCGCCACCAGCGCCCAGCCGAAUGAACAAGAGAAGAGACUGAGACAACUGGCAGAAGGUAAGCCGAAACCUAACCUCCAGGGAAAACCAAAGUUAGGACGGAACCAGUGUGCAUAUUGUAAAAAAGAAGGACAUUGGGUUAAGGAUUGCCCUAAAAAGUUCAAACAAGGAACCAACGUUUUGGCUCUGGGGGACCUGAGCGACUAGGGGAGACGGGGCCCGGAACCCCUCCCUGAGCCCAGGGUAACCUUAAAAGUGGAGGGGACCCCAAUUGAGUUUUUAGUGGACACUGGGGCCGAACAUUCUGUCCUGCUUGACCCACGGGGAAAACUCUAUUCAAAGACUUCAUGGGUGCAGGGGGCCACUGGUAUGAAUAAAUACUCAUGGACUACCCGAAGAAACCUAGAUCUGAGCACAGGCCGGGUAUCCCACUCUUUCAUGGUCAUACCAGACUGCCCCUACCCACUGCUUGGCCGAGACUUUCUAACCAAAAUAGGAGCCCAGAUCCAUUUCUCACCUGAGGGGGUGAAUGUUAUGGACCCGGCCGGUAGGCCGGUACAAGUUCUAACCAUGCAAAUAGAAGAUGAGUACAGAUUACACCAAGGCCCCUCCGAAGUAGCCCCUGAGGCUGAUAUGCAUCAGUGGCUUAAUGAAUACCCACAAGCCUGGGCAGAAACUGGAGGUCUAGGCUUAGCCAAACAUCGGCCCCCAAUCUAUAUUGAAUUAAAACCAGGAGCAGAGGCCGUCAGAGUCAAGCAAUAUCAGAUGCCACAAGAGGCUCAAAGGGGUAUUCGCCCUAACAUACGCAGGCUGUUGGCUCAGGGCAUCUUACGCCCAUGCCAAUCCAAUUGGAAUACCCCGCUUCUCCCAGUCAGAAAGCCGGGGUCCAAUGACUACAGGCCAGUGCAGGAUUUGAGACAAGUUAACCAACGGGUGAUGGACAUCCACCCCACAGUACCAAACCCCUAUACUCUUUUGAGCUCCUUGAACCCCAAUCACCAGUGGUAUACAGUACUGGACUUAAAAGAUGCUUUUUUUAGCCUCCCCCUGGCACCCAAAAGCCAGAAUAUUUUCGCCUUCGAAUGGUCAGAUCCAGAGGAAGGCAUUCAUGGGCAACUAACUUGGACGAGACUACCACAAGGAUUCAAGAACUCGCCCACGAUCUUCGAUGAAGCAUUACAUGAGGACCUGGGUGAGUACCGUAUCCAACACCCACGGGUUACCUUGCUACAGUAGGUGGACUACCUUUUGUUGGCCACAGAAUCCCAACAAACCUGUCUGGAGGCAACCAGAGACUUGCUGUAUACUUUAGGUGAGCUGGGAUAUCGGGCCUCUGCAAAGAAAGCACAAAUUGGCAGACAAGAGGUUCAUUACCUGGGAUACCUAUUAAAAGAAGGACAGCGGUGGCCGUCCAAAGCUAGAAAAGAGACUGUGUUAAAGAUCCCUAAGCCCCAGAGUCAACGCAGAAUUAGAGAAUUUCUGGGGUCUGCUGGAUUCUGUAGAUUAUGGAUCCCAGGUUUUGCUGAAAUGGCAAAACCACUAUACCAGGCAACAAAAGAGACUAUACCAUUUGCCUGAACAGAGGAAAUGGAUAAAGCCUUCCAGGACAUUAAGGCAGCCCUCCUGUCAGCCCCUGCCCUAGGUCUACCUGACGUCACUAAGCCCUUCCUUCUCUAUGUAGAUGAGAACAGAGGGGUAGCCAAAGGGGUGUUACUCCAGAAACUGGGACCUUGGGAAAGACCAGUGGCAUAUCUUUCAAAAAAACUGGACCCAGUGGCUAGUGGAUGGCCCCCCUGCUUGCGUAUGGUGGCUGCAGUGGCCUUGUUAGUAAAAGACGCUGGCAAAUUAACCCUGGGACAAGAACUGCAAAUAACAAACCCUCAUGCCAUAGAGGGUAUAUUGAGACAGCCUCCAGAUCGAUGGAUCAGUAACGCUAGACUGACCCAUUACCAGGGACUACUACCAAAUCCUACCAAGAUCAUUUUUCAGCCGCCAACUACUUUGAACCCAGCCUCACUCCUGCUGGAUCCAGACGUGGACGCUCCACUACAUGACUGUGCUGACAUCCUGGCUCAAGUAUGUGGGAUCCGGGCUGAUCUGAAAGACGUCCCCCUUCUGGAUGCUGAACUGACUUGGUACGCGGAUGGGAGCAGCUUCGUACAAAAUGGACAAAGGGACAAAAAAAAAAUGCAGGACCUCGUCAGAACUGCAAAGAUUGUCAUCAAAGACUACCAGGCGAAAACAGAAAAUUGCCUCGGACUGUAAGGCUUGCCUGCUAACAAACCCAACCAAGACUUCAGGAGCAACUAAAGGAGCCAGAGAAAGGGGAACACGCCCUGGAGCCUACUGGGAAGUAGACUUUACUGAAACUCCUCCAACGGGUGCACAAGGACAUUUGGAAACGGCUAGAAGCCCUAUACCUCACCAAGCCACCUCCUGAACCGCAUCGUUUUUGGCCAGGAGAUUGGGUCUAUGUGCAAAGACACCACUCAGGCACCCUCGAACCACGCUGGAAAGGACCCUACUCCAUCAUCUUAGUCACACCAACGGCCCUCAAGGUAGACGGUAUCUCAACGAGGGUCCACUUCUCGCGGGUGAAGCCUGCUGAUCCUUUCACCGACAUCCACGAGGUUCUGCCACAAUGGAGAGUCUCCAAGUAUCCGGACAAUCCACUCAAGCUAAAACUUCAGAAACGCCCCAAAAGACUAUCUCUCUCUUAAGGUACUUUGUGCUCUGGGCAGCCAUCCAGGGGCUUACCUCAGCCAAUCCCCAUCAUCCGGUUAACAUGACUUGGAUGGUCUACAACCCUGAGACCGGAGAAAUACUUAAUUCGAGUUCCAACGUAGCCCCCAAAGGGACAUGGUGGCCCAUAUUGACCUUUGAUUUAUGCGUCCUAGUGGCCAACGGUAACGGCUUUGGUCCCCACCAACUGACCGACUUUUUUGCUCAUGGCUCCUAUGGCUUAUUCACCCGUAAUUGUGAGGGUAAGGGCCUACAUUAUUAGGAACAAGUGCCUGUCUAUGUCUGCCCCGGGGGAGGAAGGGAUCAGAACCAAAUUGAUAAAUGUGGGGGAGUUGAUUCUUUUUAUUGUGCCGCUUGGGGAUGUGAAACUACAGGAACGGUCCAUUGGCUCACCAACUCUGACGAAGACCUCAUUCAGGUAAAAUCACCCCCGAACACCCAAAAAUGCCCCUCUCAGGGAGUAAAAUCUAAACCUGGACAAUGUUUUCCAUUACAGAUUGAGUUCACAGAUAAAGGGAAAAAGUUUACCAGGUGGGAUUUUGGCCGAGCCUGGGGCCUCCGUCUCUACAAGACCGGAUAUGACACUGGAGUCCGGUUUGAGCUUAAAUUAAAGCUGGGACCAAACCAGGUGAUAGCCCCAAAACCUUCUUCCCAAGAGAUAACCCCAAAACCUCCCUCCCAGAACCAAAGUCGGGAUACUGGACCUACUCCACACACUCGUCCCAUAGCCGACAUGUCUCCACAUACAGACCCCCUUAUAAAGAUGAUAUAGUUGACUCUGUAGAAGACCCAUGAUUGGGCCUUCCAUAGGAACUAGAAGAGGGGGAAAUGUGAAAUGUGAAACCCAAACAACUCCAUUUUAGGAUAGCACCGCCAUUUUGAGUAAAACCCCCUCCGGAGGAGAGAAAACGAAAUUUAAAGAGAAAGAAACUCAACGAGCCAAUCAAGGGAGGGCAGGAAAGUUCCUCAAGAAAGCCCCUCACCUCCCACCAAUCAGUAGCUUACAAGACUUCCUUAGUUAAAGAAUUAACCAAUCCCCUUAAGCUUCCCGCUUCCCCCACUAUACGGUAUAAAAAUAGAUUGCCGCCAUCACUCGGGGCCCUGUCCGCACGGCCAUUAGGUUGUGUGGAGGGAGUCCCUGCCCAAGCUUGUAAUAAAGUUCCUCACUGCUUUUGCAUCGAUCCGCGGCUCCUGUGGUGUUUGGUGGGAUUCCGCGAUCCG
Cervus elaphus (red deer) is the source of this 5327-nucleotide messenger RNA. RefSeq lists its product as uncharacterized. NCBI's taxonomy places the organism in Eukaryota, Metazoa, Chordata, Mammalia, Artiodactyla, Cervidae. Gene Ontology annotation, molecular function: nucleic acid binding; aspartic-type endopeptidase activity; zinc ion binding. The record is from RefSeq and is a predicted model, not a curated record. Gene Ontology annotation, biological process: proteolysis; virion assembly.